AUGGCGCUGCGCCAGGGAGCCCUGCCGCUCAAGUGCCUCAACCACGUGUCCCUGGUGUGCAAGGACCUGGACAAGUCCGUCGCGUUCUACCGCGACCUCCUGGGCUUCGAGGAGGUCCGCAGGCCGCAGAGCUUCGAUUUCGAAGGCAGCUGGCUGUUCGGCUGUGGCGUGGGCAUCCACUUGAUCCGGGGCGACCAGUCCAGCCAGGUGGUGGAGCGGCCGUCGGCGAUCAACCCCAAGGCGGACCACCUGUCCUUUCAGGUGGGCGGGCGGGGGGAUGGCGUUGGACGGGCCUCCCGGCUGGGAAGUGGGGUGUCCGUGCCGCGGGUGCCACCAAGGGGCGCAGGGGGGGGGACAUCCGUGCCCAGUUUGCUGAUCGGUGUACCGGCUGCGGCGCAGUCGGAUCAUCUGGAGGCGGUCGUGGCGCUGCUGGAGGCGUUGGGGAUGCACUACGAGAGGCAGAGGGUGCGAGAGGGGACGAUAGUUGUCAGCCAGGUGUUCCUCCACGACCCCGACCACAACAUGAUCGAGAUAUGCAACUGCGACUGCCUACCCGUGGUGCCGCUGGGCGCCUCGCCGUGGCUGCAGCGGGGGCCGGGCCACGCGGCGGGGCUAGGCGGCUGCGCCGCGACGGCCAGCGCGGCGGACCGCUUCUGCGUGGACGCGCGGUCUGGAUUUGGGGCGGACAUGGGAGAGUGA
This is a messenger RNA of Ostreobium quekettii, 699 nucleotides long. The record is from the annotation of a GenBank genome assembly. Lineage: Eukaryota; Viridiplantae; Chlorophyta; Ulvophyceae; Bryopsidales; Ostreobiaceae.